CUCUGGCUGGGGCCGGGCUUUUGCCUUCCUCCUCCUCCUCUUCCUCCUCCUCUUACCCACCUUCCUGCACCCCUCCCUUCUCCCUCCUCCCGCAGCUCAGGUGGCAGCUUCUUUGGGGGGAACUGCUCACCUUUCCAGAGCCGGGAAGAGCCAGAGUCCCGAGUAGGGACCCCGGCAGGGCGCGGGGCGCGGGGCAGGGCACCCAGCCUUGGCAGCGCGGCCGCGGCGGGCGGGAGCCGGCUCGCCGCGACCGGGACACGCGCGGACAGCGCGGCGGCCGGAGAGGGGCACCGCGCCGGGCAAGCUGAGCAAAGGACUCACAACGGGCCCCUGCUGACCAUGAACAAGGUGAAGAACUUCAAGAGAAGGCUUUCCCUGUCCGUGCCCCGCCCAGAGACCAUUGAGGAGUCCCUGGCUGAGUUCACCGAGCAGUUCAACCAGCUCCACACCCAGAGGAAUGAGGACAUGCUGCUCAGUCCUGUGGGCUGAAACCAAGCAUGCUCUCCCCCACAGAUGGCGGGGGACGAGCCCGGGCACCUGUCCCCUGGCAUGCAGUAUCAACAACGACAGAGUCAGCGCCGCUUCUCCAUGGAGGACCUCAACAAGAGGCUCUCCCUGCCCAUGGAUAUCCGCCUGCCCCAGGAAUUCCUGCAGAAGCUACAGCUGGAGAACCCAGGGCUGCCCAAGCCACUCACCCGAAUGUCCCGUCGUGCCUCCCUGUCAGAUAUCGGCUUUGGGAAACUGGAAACAUACGUGAAACUGGACAAACUGGGGGAGGGUACCUAUGCCACCGUCUUCAAGGGGCGCAGCAAGCUGACGGAGAACCUCGUGGCCCUGAAGGAGAUCCGGCUGGAGCAUGAGGAAGGGGCACCCUGUACUGCCAUUCGAGAGGUGUCUCUGCUGAAGGACCUGAAACACGCCAAUAUUGUGACCCUGCAUGACCUCAUUCACACAGAUCGGUCCCUCACCCUGGUGUUUGAGUACCUGGACAGUGACCUGAAACAGUAUCUAGACCACUGUGGAAACCUCAUGAACAUGCACAAUGUCAAGAUUUUCAUGUUCCAGCUGCUCCGGGGUCUAGCCUACUGCCACCGCCGCAAGAUCCUGCACCGAGACCUGAAGCCCCAGAACCUGCUCAUCAAUGAUAGGGGCGAGCUGAAGCUGGCCGACUUUGGCCUGGCCCGGGCCAAAUCAGUGCCUACAAAGACGUAUUCCAAUGAGGUGGUAACCCUCUGGUACAGGCCUCCAGAUGUGCUGCUGGGAUCCACAGAGUACUCCACCCCCAUUGACAUGUGGGGCGUGGGCUGCAUACUCUAUGAGAUGGCCACCGGGAAGCCCCUCUUCCCAGGCUCCACCGUCAAGGAGGAAUUACACCUCAUCUUCCGUCUCCUGGGGACUCCUACAGAAGAGACCUGGCCGGGUGUGACGUCCCUCUCCGAGUUUCGAGCCUACAACUUCCCCCGGUACCUGCCGCAGCCGCUGCUCAGCCACGCUCCCAGGUUGGAUAUGGACGGCAUCAACCUCCUGACCAGCCUCCUCCUGUACGAAUCCAAGAGUCGCAUGUCAGCAGAGGCGGCCCUAAAUCACCCCUACUUCCUGUCUCUGGGAGAACGUGUACACCAGCUUGAUGACACUGCCUCCAUCUUCUCCCUGAAAGAGAUCCAGCUCCAAAAGGACCCAGGCUAUCGUGGCCUGGCCUUCCAGCACCCAGGGCGAGGGAAGAGCCGGCGGCAGAGCAUCUUCUGAGCUACGUCCACCCUGCUGCAACUCACGGGGCGAGAGGCCACACGGAACAUGGAUUCAGGAAGUAUGGGGCCUGUGUGGCCAUCCGAGGGCUGAGCAAUGAACGCCUGUGGCCAGUCUGGAGGACCACUUGGCAGCCCUGGUGGUAGCGGUUGCUUCCUUUUUCCUUGCUUGCCACACACCUCUGGGAUGGCCUCUACCUGGACACCAACCCCUUUGCCGUCCACUCUGGGAUGGGGCAUGAGCUACUUCCCCAGGAGGAAGGGAGGGGCAAGGAGGGACCUGGGACCCCUUCCCGGCAGAGGUGGGGGGGGAGAUCUGGGGAACCUGGGCUUGCCUGGCUCAUCAGCUCGACAGACCCCUUUCUUGUCCUCUGGACACUCGCUUUACCUUCUUCUCCUCUGAGAACAAGGAAGAGUCCAGGAACAAGGCACCGGGACCCUGGAAUUGUGCCAGUGUGUGUGUGCAAACCCCACCCAAAGGCAGACAUCUCUAGAGCAUCAAAAAAAAAAAAAAGUAUCCCCUCUUAUCACCAUCCCCAACAUGCUA
This is a messenger RNA of Peromyscus californicus insignis, 2292 nucleotides long. It is a transcript of the gene Cdk18, whose product is annotated as cyclin dependent kinase 18. Lineage: Eukaryota; Metazoa; Chordata; Mammalia; Rodentia; Cricetidae. Gene Ontology annotation, cellular component: cytoplasm; nucleus. Gene Ontology annotation, biological process: protein phosphorylation. Gene Ontology annotation, molecular function: ATP binding; protein kinase activity. The record is from RefSeq and is a predicted model, not a curated record.